AGGUUCCACCAAAAUAUGGAACUUGAUUUUGGACAUUUUGAUGAAAGAGAUAAGACAUCCAGGAACAUGAGAGGCUCACGGAUGAAUGGGCUGCCUAGCCCCACUCACAGCGCCCAUUGUAGCUUCUACCGAACCCGAACCUUGCAGGCGCUGAGCAACGAGAAGAAAGCCAAGAAGGUACGUUUCUACCGCAAUGGGGACCGCUACUUCAAGGGGAUUGUGUACGCUGUGUCCUCUGACCGUUUUCGCAGCUUCGAUGCCUUGCUGGCUGACCUGACACGAUCUCUGUCUGACAACAUCAACCUGCCUCAGGGAGUGCGUUACAUUUACACCAUUGAUGGAUCCAGGAAAAUCGGAAGCAUGGAUGAACUGGAAGAAGGGGAAAGCUAUGUUUGCUCCUCAGACAACUUCUUUAAAAAGGUGGAGUACACCAAGAAUGUCAAUCCCAACUGGUCUGUCAAUGUGAAGACAUCUGCUAAUAUGAAAGCCCCUCAGUCCCUGGCUAGCAGCAACAGUGCCCAGGCCAGAGAGAACAAGGACUUCGUGCGCCCCAAGCUGGUGACCAUCAUCCGCAGUGGGGUGAAGCCUCGGAAGGCUGUGCGUGUGCUUCUGAACAAGAAGACAGCCCACUCUUUUGAGCAAGUCCUCACUGAUAUCACUGAAGCCAUCAAACUAGAGACCGGGGUUGUCAAAAAACUCUACACUCUGGAUGGAAAACAGGUAACCUGUCUCCAUGAUUUCUUUGGUGAUGACGAUGUGUUUAUUGCCUGCGGUCCUGAAAAAUUUCGUUAUGCUCAGGAUGACUUUUCUCUGGAUGAAAAUGAAUGCCGAGUCAUGAAGGGAAACCCAUCAGCCACAGCUGGCCCAAAGGCAUCCCCAACACCUCAGAAGAGUUCAGCCAAGAGCCCUGGCCCCAUGCGCCGGAGCAAGUCUCCAGCUGACUCAGGUAACGACCAAGACGCAAACGGAACCUCCAGCAGCCAGCUCUCUACCCCCAAGUCUAAGCAGUCUCCCAUCUCUACGCCCACCAGUCCUGGCAGCCUCCGGAAGCACAAGGAGCAGGCAUUAUGCCAGGCUCUGGGGCUAGAGAUGAACUUGACACAGUCCCUGUCCUCAAAGUGGGAUAAACACCUCGAAGAAAGACUUAAGAGGAGUGCUGUGCCAUUUGAGGUCGCUGGCCAGGGUCAGGUUGGAUCAGUCAGCAGGGAUUUUACAAGUGCCCAGUACUGUGACUUCACAGUAAUAGGUUCCAAAGGCCCACUUAGACCUCAAUCAUCCCAGUCAAUCCAGACCAGGGAGGGGCUGGGGAGUGGGAGCUGGUCUGUAUUCUCUAGACAUUGCAGCUGUGGGGAUUUAGCAGAAAUGUUAAGUGGGGACAGGACUUGUGCAGUCACACAGGGCCCUGUGCUUCGAGAGAUCCCGGGCCUGGCUUAA
Messenger RNA from Mesoplodon densirostris (Blainville's beaked whale), 1434 nucleotides. It is a transcript of the gene DCX, whose product is annotated as doublecortin. The record is from RefSeq and is a predicted model, not a curated record. Gene Ontology annotation, biological process: retina development in camera-type eye; axoneme assembly; intracellular signal transduction. The coding region runs from base 16 to 1434 and encodes 472 amino acids. NCBI's taxonomy places the organism in Eukaryota, Metazoa, Chordata, Mammalia, Artiodactyla, Ziphiidae. The transcript is spliced from 8 exons. Gene Ontology annotation, cellular component: axoneme.